This is a messenger RNA of Babesia bigemina, 759 nucleotides long. RefSeq lists its product as hypothetical. The transcript has a single exon. Bases 1 to 759 code for a protein of 252 amino acids. Lineage: Eukaryota; Apicomplexa; Aconoidasida; Piroplasmida; Babesiidae. The record is from RefSeq and is a predicted model, not a curated record.
AUGUCUACUGAAAAAAAAGAUUCUGGUGAGAAUUGGUUGGGUCUAUGUACGCCUUUCACAUGCCUGACUCGCAAAGAAAGGCCGACAGAGGAGUAUCAAGAAAAACUGAAUGCGGCAAUGACUGUGACAAAAGUUACUGCAGAGUCGAAUGACUCACUGAACAGGUUGGCAACUAUAUUUGAGAGGUUAUUCAGACUCGAUAGGCAAGUGAUUCAGCUUAAAGCCCGAGAAGCUUUUGUCAAAAGCUGUCUCACCGACGGUGAGCAGUUUAACAUUAAAAUAAUCGCAAAAGGAAUACAUAAUAUAGAUGACUUGACCAAACAAAUGGUCAAAGAACACGACAUUGACAAGGAGUCCCUGGUGGAAAUAUUGAACGGAUUGAAGCUUCCACAAAAGUCUAAGCUAACGGAUACCGUGAAAACUAUUACGUACCACUUAAUUAAUAAGCUCAGUUAUAUACAACAUGAUUUGGACGAUUCUCUAAGGGAAUAUGACUCUUUCCACAAUGCGUCAAUCGACGAAUAUGAGCACAUGCGCAAGCGUUUCUUUGAUCUCACCCUGCAAAGAAAGAAAAAGACGAACGGCAUUGACUUCUCAGUUUCAAAAUCAGACUUCAUGUUUAUCGUUAAUUCAAAAAACAGCAGGAUGGUCGACAUCAUAUUCAGCUUACUCGACAACGACGAAAAUGGGGUAAUUGAUUGGGGCGCGUUCGAGCUUAACAGCGGAAGAAUAUUAAGCGAUGCCAAAGGUUUUGUCUGA